UUACUACGUAAUAAGAACAGCCUUUUGAUAUGUGAUUAAAUUCCUCAAUAGUACUGUGAAGGACUGGUAUUUAAUUUGGACAAACUAAUAUAGAUAGAUCAUUACAAGAGUUGAAGAUCGAAGAAAACGAAGGGAAAUGGGGGGAGAGAGUGCGGCAUGCUUUGUACCAUUCAAUGAUAGGAACUUGGAUCUGAGCUUCUUCAUAUUGAGGCCAACCAUAGUAAUGGUGGAUCAUCUCCUCGCCGCUCUCAAACAAUUCUCCUCCUCCGCUCACUCUCUUGGUUGCAUUCACAGCUCUGUUUUUAAGAGCAUCCAUGGCAGUCUGAUUGUAUGGUAUGGAGCAUGGGUAAAGAGACCGUAUAACAAUGGUAGAGAAUUACUAAAUGCUUCUCUUGUAAGUUUGUCCUCUCAUCUAUUCACAUUUGAUCCUUAUGUAUGAUUUGAAAACCUCACUUAUGAUAAGUUUUUAUUUUUAUUUUAUGACAUGUAAAUAGUAUUAUAUAUGUUCCAAUGAAAAUUGCACAUUUUGAAUUAGGUUAGAAUUAAAGAAAAAGUAAAAUUGUAUGGUUGUGAUUUGUGUAAAGGAAAGAGAAAUGAGCAGAAUAAAAAAUUAAUUACUUCAAUGGAAAAAUGACAAAUUUUUUUUAUACAGUCAAAAAUGAAAAGUUUACAAAGUCCAGUAGAAGGGGAGAGUACUAAAACAUCCAAAAAUAAAUUUACAAUGUGAACAAAAUAAUCACUAAAAGUGACUAAGCUAAUAACUAGGCUAAAUUAAUUAGACCCAACUAUAUAGUUCUCAUAACAAAAUCUAACAAUUAGCAUGGGACCGGCCAUGGCCCGAUAUUCCACAAUCUAUCGCCCCAAUCCAAAAAUAGUACUCCCUCCAUCCUAAAUCUACUUCCAACUUUCCUUUUCCGUCCGUCCCAAAAAGAACUUCACUUUCCCUUUUUGGCAAAGAAUUUGUGGUUAACAGCAUUUCUCUCUCCUCUGCACAACUCUCCACCACACAAUUCUCACUUUCUUAAUCACCGUGCCACUUUAAUUUGGAAGAACAAUCAGGGACGGAGGCAGUAAAAGCAACAUACUGCCCAAAAACAUCACAACGAAACAUUGAUAGUGAUAAUAACGGCCCAGCCCAAUAUAAACAAAAUUAAACAAAAAAAACUCAUAGGCCCAGUUGCCGACAAACCAAAGCUAUGGCCCAGAACUUAUGAAGGAUCGUAAAUUACACUGAAUGUAUGAUAUGCAUAGUACAUUUUAGGGGUGGACACAUGGGUGUAGCUAGGGGAGGGUCAGCCUUGGCCCAACCCAAAUGUAAAAAUGUCUAUAACUUUAGUGUAAAAAAUUUUCAAAUAUAUUCUUCGUACUGGUCCAAUCCGGCCCAGUGCCCUGGAUCUGCCCCGGGUGGACAUAUUAAUUUGGUUUAACCUAAUUAUACCAAAACGAUGUAAAUCGAACCAAAAUUGGACCAUAUGCAAUUCAGUAUGAGUUUGAUAGUAUUUCUUCAAAAUUGUAUUAAACCAAACCAGAACUGAUAAAAAUAGAACAAAACCAAACGGAACUAAGUUAAUUCAAUAAAACCUUCAUAUAUUAUUAAAAGAUCACAAACCCAAAUCGAACCAAAUCAAACAAAACUGAACCGAAUAAAACCGAAAAAUAGUAUGGUUUUUGUUUUGUAAUAAUUCUUCUAACCCGUUCCAAAUCGAACUGAACCGAAACCGGUAAAAACCGAACCGGAAAAUGAUAUGCCCACCCCUAGUACAUUUGAAUUUAUGAUAUUGGUAUUGAAAUAAGGAUCAUAAUUUGACAAAGGUCAUAAAUAGAUUAAAUAUUAUCGUGUUCAUAUUUUAAAAAUCAGUAUGUUUUAUUAAUAUCCAGGUAUAUUAAUGAUCCUAGUUAUUAGGUAUUGAUGUACAUAUUAGGAGGAAAGGUGUCACACUAUACCAACUUUUUAAGAAGUUGGAACUUGGAAUUGCAUCUUCUAUUGUUGUCCUUGUACAUAAUUAAAAAAAAUUGAAGAUUCCUUUCAUAUAUUACUAUGAGGGUGUUUCCAUAUACUUCUUAAAAUUGUUUCCGCUCUUUCAGAGAGCAGAAACAUAUAUGACAAUGUUUCUUUGAAAAUGCAGAAGUACUUAUGGGUGCUUCAAAUUGCUCGUAUAAGCAGUUUUUUAUAAGUUGAGUGAGAACAGUUUCUGAAAAACUGAUUUUGAUCUUGUUUAUGUUUUUACAAAAGAAGCAGAAGCAGAAUUAAUUUCAAACACCCUCUAUAUACUUAUAAAUGUUAUGACAAUAUUGGCAAAUGUGUAUGAUGGAUCUAAAUGUUAAUUCACCUACAUUAUCAGCUAUCAAGGUUAAGAAAUGACGUAUCAAGCAUGGCCAUACUCCUAGAGCAUGGUUUCUAUGACGCCUACGCCGGAGAAGCCAGGGACGGCACCCUAGCAGCAAAAUUCUUCACCGGGGACACCAUCUCCCUGCAUACAAUCUCCUUCUCAACAUGUGACAAUGAAGAUGAUACAAACAUAAUAAUGUGCGAUUUCUCCUAUGCAUGUUUGGCCAUAUUUAAAGACAGGUUCGAUUAUUCAACACAUCUUAAGAGUUCUCAUCACAUGUGAUAUAAACAUUAACAAGCUAUGCUAAGUGGUUUUAGGAAAUUUGAAAUUCCUCAAGUAAGUUUAAAGCAUAUUUCUUCCAUUCUAUACUUCUAAUUUAAGAUUCUUUACGCACUUUGUGAUGGUCAAUCAAGUCAAGCAAACUUUAUUGUACCCUCAAUGUGAUAUAGCUUGUACCUGUGGAGCAAUUAAUCAAUUAAAGUAUUACAAUUGAGGAAUUUAAAUGUAAACAAACGAUUAAGUAGUCAUCACUUGGACCAAUGGAAUGCAUAGUAGGUAUUAUUUGAAAACGAUUAAAACUUAUUAUUAAAAGCUAGCUUGCUUUUAAAAGUGUUAAAAAUUGAGUGCUUAAAUUGCAUCAAAAAAUUCAAAUUGGGAUAGAGGUAGUGAUAUAUUUUCUCUAAUUAACAUGACCAACAUUAUUUUAUUUUCAAAAUAAGACUAAUUCAAUUCUACUUUAUUAAUAUUUAACUAGAUGAGUACUCUUUUUAAGUAAAAACAAGAAUACUCCUAUACUCAUGUUUUAUCCUAUUUAUGGAAACUUAUUUAUUAAAGUGUGGUUAAUUACAUAGGUUCAUAAAAAUGGGCGGCGCCAAAGCAGGGGCUUGCCUCAAGUCCGCUAGGUUAUCCAAGGUUUGCGCGAUGUUUGUUUGGAGGUCUUUGCAGAGCUGCUAUUCUUACAUCCUCAGUGACGAUUAUAGGACUAGUAUUUUGCCUUACCUUGAUGGGUUUUCGAUCGACAUUAAGUAUGAUAUCUUCAGGGUUGUGUUUGUAAGUGAUGAUAAUAGUAGUGCAUUGAACACUCAAUUUUUCCCACCUCGACGUUUGAUGUUACAUAGCAAAUCAAUGGAUAAGGUUGUUCCAGAUUCCAACAAGAUUAGAGACUAUGAUGUAUAAAGUGUAUAUAAUGUUCUGUUGUGGUAAUUAACCAACGGUCUGUGGCCACAACGCUUAACUUGUAUGAGUUUUGCUAAGGAUAAAAAAGUUCUAGAGAUAGUGUGUGCGAGGACUUAGGAAUGCAAGUCCUACCUAGGAAAUGUUAGUUUAAACCAUGAUAAUCUACAUAUAUGAAUCAACAUGCACGCUUAAAAUGGUUAUUAUAUCAUAAUUAUGUUUGUUUG
This is a messenger RNA of Cuscuta epithymum, 3730 nucleotides long. The record is from the annotation of a GenBank genome assembly. Lineage: Eukaryota; Viridiplantae; Streptophyta; Magnoliopsida; Solanales; Convolvulaceae.